AUGACCUUUCGCUUCCUCGACCUCAGCUCGGAGUUACGCAAUAUGGUGUACCAAUUCGCAUCAAUCAACGACGCAUACUUCUCUAUCCGACAUGAUCCCUCUCUUCAGUCCAGCAACUACGCUGCGCUCACAAGAGUGUGUGUCCAGAUUCGCCGAGAAUACCGUCCGAUCCAACGUCGCAAGGCUAAGGUUUGGAUCAGUCUUGCAGAUGUCGACCAUUACGCUCGGACAUUCCUGAGGACAGCCGAAGACACCAUGUCCCUCCCUUCUAAAAUACGCGUCAAGGUACCAUUCACGUCAACCUCCGACUUCGGUUCAGACUUCAGUAUCAUUUCGGUUAUCAAGCUUAAGGCUGCCCACCCUGGCCUAGACUGCAAGUUGGUGCACGCCACCAUUAGGAACGACUCGGCUCUCGCGCAAAAACACAUGUUCUUCCGGGCUAUGAACAAAGCUCGUGAUCUUAACGCACUUGUUUUUCAUGCGAACAAGAAGUGGCUCGAGGAUAUUAGCAACGGUAUUAUCGGAGAUGUGCUGAUCGAAACCAGCACAUGUUUUGUUCAGAAUGGAUCAAUUUGUAUCUGCUUUACGGGUGUCCACGCCCUCGAGAACUACAGAGAAGCAACCAGCGCGCCUAACGCUUGGCGCAGCGCUCGCGGUCUUGACCUCCCACUAUCAAACGGUCAUCAUGUUGCACGGUUGUUUCUUGCACCUGACUCACUUCGGCGAGGUUGA
Messenger RNA from Alternaria ethzedia, 732 nucleotides. RefSeq lists its product as uncharacterized. The transcript has 2 exons. The record is from RefSeq and is a predicted model, not a curated record. Bases 1 to 732 code for a protein of 243 amino acids. NCBI's taxonomy places the organism in Eukaryota, Fungi, Ascomycota, Dothideomycetes, Pleosporales, Pleosporaceae.